This is a messenger RNA of Plutella xylostella (diamondback moth), 1774 nucleotides long. RefSeq names its product ALG11 alpha-1,2-mannosyltransferase (gene Alg11). Gene Ontology annotation, cellular component: endoplasmic reticulum membrane. Gene Ontology annotation, biological process: dolichol-linked oligosaccharide biosynthetic process; protein N-linked glycosylation. Gene Ontology annotation, molecular function: GDP-Man:Man(3)GlcNAc(2)-PP-Dol alpha-1,2-mannosyltransferase activity. Lineage: Eukaryota; Metazoa; Arthropoda; Insecta; Lepidoptera; Plutellidae. The record is from RefSeq and is a predicted model, not a curated record.
GUCAGAUGUGGCACUCUGUGAUUCGUCAGCCAGCCUCAGCCUGCCGUCCGUAUUUUUGUUUUUCUGAAGAAUAAUGUAAUUAAAUUCCAAUAGUUAAAUUACUAAUCAUAUCCUGACGAGUCUAAGGAAAUUAUGUGAAAUCGCCACUCCUCCAAACAGACUACUUUUAGUUCUAGGACGGACGUAAACAUUACCAAGAUGUUGUUUCAAUAUUUCAUUAUGUUAGUGGUUCUUCCACUGAUAUUUAUCAGCUUUAUCCUGUUUGUGACGUUCGUGUUUAUCCCUAUCGCCUUCAUGUUUGCGUCGUGGUACAUGAGGAUUAAGGAGCGGAAACUGCAGCGGAGAAAGAAGGAUGGUGCUAAUGUGGCCUUCUUUCACCCGUACUGCAACUCCGGAGGCGGCGGAGAGAGAGUUCUGUGGGUUGCUAUUAAAGCGUUACUAGCCAGAUAUCCAGACUCAAACAUCUACAUUUACACAGUAGAGACAGCAGAACCACAAGCAAUAUUAGACAAAGCUCAAAACACAUUCAAUGUAAAAGUGGAGCCUGAAAGGGUGCACUUUGUGCGUCUCACUCUGAAGACUUUGAUAGAGGCUAAGACAUAUCCAUACUUCACUUUGAUCCUGCAGAGUAUUGGCUCUAUGGCACUCGGACUUGAAGCAUUCAUGAAGCUCAAUCCAGAUGUGUACAUAGAAACAACAGGCUUUGCGUUCACGAUGCCAAUAUUCCGCUUCCUGGCAGACUGCCCGGUGGCCUGCUAUGUGCACUACCCCACCAUCACCGCCGCCAUGAUGAGACGGGUCAAACACCGGAUUGUUUCAUAUAAUAACUCAAGUCUGAUUGCUAGAAAUCCUCUAUUUACGUAUUGCAAACUGCUGUACUACAAAGUUUUUGGAUGGCUGUACAGCCUGGCGGGGCGCUGCGCCCACAUCGUGAUGGUGAACGGGUCCUGGACGGAGGAGCACAUCAACGAGCUGUGGGCGCGCCCGCUCAGCACGCACCGGGUCUAUCCGCCUUGCGAGGUAUCCGAGCUGAAGAAGCUGCGCUCGCUAGUGAAAGACUCGGACCCGAUCCGCAUCCUGUCCGUGGCGCAGUUCCGGCCGGAGAAGGACCACCCGCUGAUGCUGCAGGCGCUGUACGAGCUGCGCACCCUGCUCGCCAAGAACGAACUGCUGUGGAACAAGAUAAAGCUAGUCCUAGUGGGGUCAGUCCGCAACGCUGAGGACUCUGAGCGGGUUCAGAACCUGAAGGACCUGGCGAAGCACCUGUCUCUGGAAGACAGCGUGCAGUUCGUGGUGAACGCGCCGCACGCCGCGUUGCUGCAGCACUACCAGACCAGCACCGCCGCGCUGCACGCCAUGUGGAACGAACACUUCGGGAUUAGCGUAGUAGAAUGCAUGGCAGCGGGCCUGGUCACAAUAGCCCAUCGCUCGGGCGGCCCGCUGUGCGACAUCGUGGAGCCCUCCCCCCCCUCCCGGACGGGGUUCCUGGCCGCGGAGCCCGAGGAGUAUGCGAGGGCGAUAUUGGAGGUCAUAGCGUUGGGGGCGGAGGAUAGGAAGAGGAUUGUUGAGGCGGCUAGGGCCUCCGUAGACCGAUUCUCCACUUCAGAGUUCGAAAAAGCAUUUAUGAGAUCGAUAGAGCCGCUGAUGAAGGCAACAUAGGCCUAGACCAAUGCUAGAUUACCAAUUAUUAACUAUUAAUUAUAUUUAUUUACACUGUUCCACUAGUCCGUAAGCUUAACUAGGUUUUUAAAGCAAUAAAAACGCGUGCUAAAAU